GACAUUUCCAGUGACCUGUUAUCCCCCAUACGGGCCCUCGGCCAGCCUCCCGGUUGAGGCGACAGUGAGAGAUUCGGCCGUGCGAACAGAAACAGACGACAAAAUGUCGUGUUUCACCACCCACGAGGCGAAAGAGACCGAAGAAGACGACAAAAAGGUCUUCAAGAGACACAAGACGACUUUCUCGGAACCUAAAGAUGACAAGGACUGGAGAGAGAGGGAGCGAAAGAAGGAGAAAGAGAAGAGGAAAGUCUACCGAGACGAAGUAAACGAGCUCCAGGAGGAGGGUAAACAUGCGAUCGAUGACCCGUCCCUGUCUCCAGACCUCGCCGGGACCUUCAUCCUCGAUGAGGGUGAGGAGCGGUCCAUGAUUGAGCCGGCCUCCAGAGACGACCUCAAGUUUAAGGAGCUGCAGAAGGUGCUGAUUGAGUGGAUCAACGACACCCUUGUUGAGAACCGGAUCAUUGUGAAGGACAUCGAGGAGGAUCUGUUCGACGGCCAGAUUCUCGGCAAACUCAUCGAGAAACUAGCAGAUAUAAAGCUGGAGGUAGCGGAGGUUACCCAGUCUGAACAGGGUCAGAAACAGAAACUGAAGACGGUUCUGGACACGACAAACCGACUCCUGAACCUGCCGAGGUGGAACCAUCAGCAGAAAUGGAGCAUGGAGAUGGGGUGGCGGCAGGACAAAUGGAGUGCAGACAGUAUCCACUCCAAGAACAUCGUUGCCAUCAUCCACCUUCUGGUUGCACUGGCCCAACAUUUCCGCGCGCCGAUUCGCUUCCCCGAACACGUGUCCGUAAACGUGGUGGUCGUACAGCGGAGGGACGGACAGCUCGCGACGCGCAAGGUCGUGGAGGAACUCACUACCACUAACGACAUGAUGCAGGGCAAAUUUGAGCGUGAUGCCUUUGACACGUUGUUCGACCACGCUCCUGACAAACUCAACGUAGUGAAACGGUCUCUCAUCACCUUCGUCAACAAACACCUGAACAAGAUCAACCUGGAGGUCACUGACCUCGACACACAGUUUGCGGAUGGUGUGUACUUGGUGCUGUUGAUGGGUCUGCUGGAGGGAUACUUCGUGCCUCUCUACAGCUUCCACCUCACCCCGGACAGCUUCGACCAGAAGGUGCACAAUGUGCAGUUCUCUCUGGAGCUGAUGCAGGAUGGAGGCCUCCCCAAACCCAAGGCCAGGCCUGAGGAUAUCGUGAACCUUGACCUGAAGGCGACCUUGAGGGUUCUCUACAACCUCUUCACCAAGUACAAACACCUCAACUGAGCAUGCUCCGUGACCUUUUGAUGCAAACACCUCAACUGAGCAUGCUCCGUGACCUUUUGAUACAAACACCACAACUGAGCAUGCUCUGUGACCUUUUAACUACAAACACCACUACUGACCUUGACCAUGACCUUUCAGAUACUUUUUCUUUGUUAUCUUUUUUUAACUACAAUUUUUGUAUCAGUCACCAUAUUUAUACUGACUGUACAUGUAUCUGCAUUUAUACACACAUAACAAAAAAAUCAGAUCCCAAAAUGUAUUUGUCCUGAAAUUUUGACAGGCACUCCUUUAUGUUAUGUUGAGUGGUCAAACAGAAGAUCUUCAGUUUUCUUAUAUUUUAAAGAUUUUUUUUUCAAAGUGCCAAGGUUUUUUUUUAUGAGUGUCUUCCAAGCGGGAAAGGUAGUUUUGUGAGCACUAAAAAUCAUGGUGUCCUUCAGUCAAAUUUCAGAAAUUUCAAACAAUUUGACAGCAAGAUGUAAGAGUGAACGAUAGUAAGAAUGAUAUCCAAUUAAUUUUGAUAUGUAAUUUGUACAUAUAACUGUUACUGCUACCUAGAAGUGUAUAGCUAUAGCAACGCAAAGUAUAUUAUUUAUCAUAACCUUACAAGUAUCUAUCUGCAUAUGUAUUCUACUAGCUUUUAUAUUUAUUCCUACAAAAUGAUCCUAAAAUUUGGCAGUUUUGUAAUGUAGAGUUUUGUAGCUAAACAGAAAUCCUGUUUUCAGUGCUAGUGUAGACUUUUAUAAGUGUAAACAUUCCUCCCUAGAAUAAACAUUGCUUUUGUAACUGUUGUAUCUCGAAGCAUCAAAGUAAAAGAUAAAACACCA
Branchiostoma belcheri (Belcher's lancelet) is the source of this 2103-nucleotide messenger RNA. RefSeq names its product beta-parvin-like. Gene Ontology annotation, molecular function: actin binding. The transcript is spliced from 14 exons. Gene Ontology annotation, cellular component: focal adhesion; actin cytoskeleton; cytoplasm. Gene Ontology annotation, biological process: establishment or maintenance of cell polarity; actin cytoskeleton organization; substrate adhesion-dependent cell spreading. The record is from RefSeq and is a predicted model, not a curated record. Lineage: Eukaryota; Metazoa; Chordata; Leptocardii; Amphioxiformes; Branchiostomatidae. The coding region runs from base 104 to 1279 and encodes 391 amino acids.